This is a messenger RNA of Panthera uncia (snow leopard), 7739 nucleotides long. RefSeq names its product ZFP37 zinc finger protein (gene ZFP37). Gene Ontology annotation, biological process: negative regulation of transcription by RNA polymerase II; regulation of cytokine production; regulation of immune system process. The coding region runs from base 212 to 3070 and encodes 952 amino acids. The record is from RefSeq and is a predicted model, not a curated record. Lineage: Eukaryota; Metazoa; Chordata; Mammalia; Carnivora; Felidae. The transcript has 5 exons.
GGUCCCGGAGCACGCCUCCUGCCCCCUCGCAUCUCAGCUCUCGGGACCCUCCGCGGCGUCCCGGGGCCCCCUGCCCGCGCGCGCGCCGGGAGCGCGGGGCCCCCGCUGUACGGCGGAGCCUCGGUCAAGAUGGCCGCGCCCUCCCGCGAUAGCCAGGGGCGCCGCCAUCGCAGGCGCCGGGCUCGCUAAGGCCGCGCUUCGAGCAGCCGCCAUGUCGGCCUCCGCCUGCGACCCGAUCCUCACAAAGCAGGAGAGCGUGGGCCGGAGGAGGGGUGCGGGAACGGCCGAAGGGGCCGGGUGUGCCGCGGAGAUGGCCGUGUCGGAGCCGGGGGGCAGCGCCGCGGGAUCAGUAACAUUCAAAGAUGUGACUAUGGCUUUUACCCAGAAGGAAUGGGAGCAACUAGAUCCUGCCCAGAGGAACCUGUAUAAGGAUGUGAUGCUGGAGAACUACAGCAACCUUGCCUCAAUGGGUUAUCAAGCUCCCAAACCAGACAUGAUCUCCAAGUUGGAAAAAGGAGAAGAGCCACGGUUGGGGAAGGGCAAAAAACCUAGACAAGGUGGUCCCAGUGAAAUAGCAAGACCCAAGCAAAUAGGAACCAAUGGAAAAGAAGUCCAGCAAGAUAACCACCAGCUAGGGAAUCACCAGGAAUCUCAAAACAAACUCCUCAGGGAAGUUGCAUUUAAGAAAAAAAGUCUGACUAAGAAGAAAGGCCAUGAAUGUAGCUCACUGGGGGAAAUAAAUGUGAGUACAAAACAUGUUCCUUCAAAAAGAAAGCUUAAAUUUGAUUCACAUGGAAAGAGUUUGAAACAGAAUUUAGACUUACUUGGUCAUAUAAGAAACUAUGCAAAAAAGAAACCUAAUGUAACUAAAGAGCACAAGAAAUCUUUCAGCCAUAGCUUACCUGAUACAAAGAAAAACAAAAAUCAAACUGGAAAGAAACAGAAAUUAUCCAACCAUAGCUUAUCUAAUAAGCAUGACAAAACUCAAACUGGCAAGAAACAUGAGAAAUUAUCUCAUCAUAGCUCAUCCCAUACUAAAUGCGACAAAAUUCAAACUGGAAAGAAACAUGAGAAAUCAUCCAGCCGUAGCUCAUCUACUAAGUGUGACAAAACUCAAGCUAAAGCCAAACCCUAUGAAUGUAAUCAAUGUGGGAAGGUUCUCAGUCACAAGCAAGGACUCACUGACCAUCAGAGAAUUCAUACUGGGGAGAAACCAUAUGAAUGCGAUGAAUGUGGGAUAGCCUUUAGCCAAAAGUCACACCUCGUUGUGCAUCAGAGAACUCACACUGGAGAAAAGCCAUAUGAGUGUACUCAGUGUGGCAAAGCCCACAGUCAUAAACAUGCCCUCACUGACCAUCUGAGAGUUCAUACUGGGGAAAAGCCCUAUAAAUGUACUGAUUGUGGGAAAACCUUUAGACACAGCUCAAACCUUAUUCAACAUGUAAGAUCUCAUACAGGUGAGAAGCCCUAUGAAUGUAAGGAAUGUGGAAAAUCCUUUAGGUAUAACUCAUCUCUUACAGAACAUGUGAGGACUCAUACAGGUGAAAUACCAUAUGAAUGUCAUGAAUGUGGAAAGGCUUUUAAGUAUAGCUCAUCCCUUACUAAACAUAUGAGAAUUCAUACAGGUGAGAAGCCCUUUGAAUGUAAUGAAUGUGGGAAAGCUUUCAGCAAGAAGUCACACCUCAUCAUACAUCAAAGAACUCAUACUAAGGAGAAACCCUACAAAUGUAAUGAAUGUGGAAAAGCAUUUGGACAUAGCUCAUCUCUUACUUACCACACGAGAACUCAUACAGGUGAAAGUCCUUUUGAAUGUAACCAGUGUGGAAAGGCCUUCAAACAAAUUGAAGGCCUUACUCAACAUCAGAGAGUUCAUACUGGGGAAAAACCCUAUGAAUGUAAUGAAUGUGGGAAAGCUUUUAGCCAAAAGUCACAUCUCAUUGUACAUCAGAGGACUCAUACUGGGGAGAAACCUUUUGAAUGUAAUGAAUGUGGAAAAGCUUUCAAUGUAAAGUCACAACUUGUUAUACAUCAGAGAUCCCACACUGGAGAGAAACCCUAUGAAUGUAAUGAAUGUGGAAAAGCUUUCAAACAAAAUGCAUCCCUUACCAAACAUCCGAAAAUUCUAACCAGUGAGAAAUUAUAUAAAUGUGUUCAGUGUGGAAAAGCCUUCAGUGGAAAGUCGGGACUUAUUGUACAUCAGAGAAUUCAUACUGGAGAGAAACCAUACAAAUGUAAUGAAUGUGAAAAAGCCUUUAUUCAGAAGUCACAACUCACUGUACAUCAGAGAACUCAUACAGGAGAGAAACCCUAUGAAUGUAAUGAAUGUGGGAAAGCAUUCAUCCAGAAGUCAAACCUCAUUAUUCAUCAGAGGAUUCACACAGGGGAAAAACCAUAUGAAUGCAAUGAAUGUGGGAAAGCUUUCAUCAAGAAAUCAACACUUAGUGUUCAUCAAAGAGCUCAUACUGGGGAGAAACCAUAUGAAUGUAGUGACUGUGGGAAAGCCUUCAUCUGGCAGUCACAGCUCAUUAUACAUCAGAGAAUUCAUACUGGGGAGAAACCCCAUGGAUGUAAUGAAUGUGGAAAAGCCUUCAACAGGAAGUCAGAACUAAGUGUACAUCACAGAAUUCACACUGGAGAGAAACCCUUUGAGUGUAAUGAAUGUAAAAAAGCCUUCAUUCAAAAGUCAGAUCUCAUUGUACAUCAGAGAACUCACACUGGGGACAAAAGGUAUCAAUGCAAUGAUUGUGGGAAAGCCUUCAUCCGGAGCUCACAGUUCAUUGAACAUCAGAGAAUUCAUACUGGGGAGAAACCCUAUGAAUGCAGUGAAUGCAGAAAAGCUUUUAUCCAGAAAUCACAACUCAUUGUGCAUCAAAGAAUCCAUACUGGGAUGAAGCCAUAUGAAUGCAUUGAGUGUGGAAAAGCCUUUAGUAAGAAGUCACACCUCACUGUGCAUCAUAGAAUACAUACUGGAGAAAAACCCUAUGCAUGUAGUAAUUGUAGAAAAGCUUUCAGCAAGAAAUCUACUCUCAUUGUUCAUCAGAGAAUUCAUAUUGAACACAAAUCCUUUUAAUGGAAUGAGAAAACUUUGAUUCAGCGAUCAAAGUUUCAUCACACAUCCUAGAAUUCAUUAAGCCUAAAAAUUCUAUGAAUGUACUAAACUUGAGGACCCUUCAACAAUAGCUCCCAAACUAUUAAGCACCAAAAAUAAAUACCAAGAAGCAACUUUGAGAAAUCAUGUUUCCAAAAAAAAAUUACAUUGGACAUCUUGGUUCAGGCCUGAUAGUAAAAGUUUUUUUUUAAGUAUGAUAGAAAAAUCUCAACCACAUGUGAUUGACUUGUUCACUGUGUAGUACAAGUUUUUUUAAAUGAGUGAGUAUAGUUAGCAUUUGAGCAACAUGGGUUAGGGGCACCAUUGCCCUAUGCAGUUGAAAAUUCAUGUGUAACUUAACUCUCCAAAAACUUAACUAAUAAAUAGCCUCCUACUAUUGACUGGAAACCUUACUGGUAACAUAACCAUUGAUUAACACGUUUUUAUAUUAUAUGUAUCAUAUAUUGUAUUCUUACAAUUAAGUAAGCUAUAAAAAGAAAAUGUUAUUAAAAAGUCAUAAGGGGGUGCCAAUGGGGCUCAGUCAGUGGAGCAUGCAACUCUUAAUCUUGGGGUUGUGAGUUAGAGCCCCACAUUAGAUGUAGAGAUUAUUUAAAAAUCUUUUUAAAAAGUCAUAAGGAAGAGAAAAUACAUGUAUAGUAUUGUACUGUAUUUAUAAAAAAAAUCCAAGGACCCUCAUAGUUCAAACCUGUAUUGUUGAAGGGCCACCUUCAAAUUGAUUAAUCAGGACAACGAAAUGACAACUAUAUGUGAUUAUCCUACAAAUCAUGUAGGAAUGGUGUACAUAACCCAAAUUAUCUGUCAUUUGGAAGUGGCUAUGGAUAUUCAUGCCUGCUUUACUUUCCACACUAAAUGACACCAUUUUCCCCACAUCUUAAAAAAUGUAAAAGGAUACAUUGUAACUAAAUUACAACUAGCUCUUCCCCCCACUCUUUCUUGAUGUGUAUAGAAUUACGAGAAGAUGAAACCAGUGUAUUUAUAAAGACAUCAAAAGUUUGGUGUCUUUGAUACUUUUAUACUUUUGAAAAUAUUGCUUGAUGUAAAGCAUUCAGAAGUAAGAAAUACAUCAAACAACAGACAAAGCAAGUAGUGGAUGUAGACAAUGUUGGCAUACUCAACAUAUGACAAAAAUUGUUCUACACAAAGGAAUUCCUCCUGUUCAUAGCCCUUUUUCAGCUCAUGGUAUUUACAUGCAUACUCUUAUGCAUAUCUUGAGAUCUUUAUAUCCUUGUGAUUAUCAGAAGUGAAUUUUUUAAAAGCCUUCUAGAUUGGAUAUUUCUACCACACUUUCUGCUAAGUAAUUUUACAUGUACUUUCUCAUUUAAUCCUUUCAGCAAAUGCAUGAAACUGAGAUUAUCACCAUUUUAUAGGUGAGGCAAGCCUAGAGAAGUUUCUUGACCUGGCUAAACCCAUGUGGCUAAUAAGUGGAAGGUUGGGAUUCAGAUCAACCUCUUAGCCUCCACACAAUUCUGUCCCACUGGAGACAUGGAGGAGUUGGUGUCAUGUCACUUCAGCUCGACAGAAUUUAAAUGAACUUGACAUAAUAUGGUAUUCUGUAUCCUGUCCCUACAUUAUGCUAAAUAAAUUAACAAGAAACAUGCAUUUUAAAAACUGUUUAUUUAUUUUGACAGAGAGAGAGAGCAAGCAGGGGAGGGGCAGAGAGAGAAUCCCAAGCAGGCUUUGCACUGACGGUACAGAGCUUCACACGGGGCUCAAACCCACAAACCUUGAGAUCAUGACCUAAGUUGAAAUCAAGAGUUAGACACUUAACUGACUGAGCCACCCAGUUGCUCCAAGAAACAUGCAUUUUGAAGGGACUAUUAAAUUGUAGUUUCUUAUAUGUAGAAGCUCUUGGAGAUACAUUUUGAGGGGUAUCUAUUUUGCUGCCCUAUACGUUUUCUUGUGACCAGCCUGAACAUAGAAAUAAUACUAUUAUUUUAUAAUUUGUUUGCAAAUUAAGUCUUUGUUUUGUUGAGUUGUCAUUUUAUCACAAAUAACUUUUCUUAGAAAUUCUAUUAUCCAAGGCAUCCUUUCCUUUUAGUUUUUAUUAUUUUAUUUUAUUUUUAAGUGUUUUAUUUAUCUUUGAGAGAUAAAGCACACAUAGGGAAGGGGCAGAGACAGAAGGGGACAGAGGAUCCGAAGCAGGCUCUGCACUGAGAGCAGUGAGCCAGAUGCAGGGCUUGAGCUCACAAACCAUGAGAUCAUGACCUGAGCCGAAGUAGGGCGCUCAACCAGCUGAGCCACCCAAGCACCCUGGCAUUCUUUCCUUUUAAAGAACAAUAACUUCAUAUAAGUUGUAAAUAUUGUUGUCAAGUAAUAUUAUGAAAAGGUUCAUAUCAAAAACCUUUCAGCCUUUCCCUAAAAUGAAGGUGAAGCUGAUAUUGAGCUUGAUCCUAAGUUUUUGUUUUGUUUUGUCAGAGAGAGAGAGAGAGAGAGAGAGAGAGAGAGAGAGAGAACAUAUGUGGAAGCUGGGUAGGAGCAGAGGAGGAAGGAGAAUCUGAAGCAGGCUCCACAGCCAGCACAGAGCCUGAUGUGAGGCUCCAUCUCAUGACUGAUAUCAUGACCUGAGCUGAAAUCAAGAGUCGGAUAUUUAACCAACUGAGCCACCCAGGCUCCCUGAUCCUAAAUUUUUAUCAAAUAUUUUUUCUUAGAUUUUAAAUUAAAAGUAAUAUUUUAAAAUAGGAAGUGUCAAUAAUAGUCAUGAUUUUUACUGUAGAUUUUAACUUUGCAAUAAUGGUUUUAAACUAAUAAGUGAAUUGCAGUCAUGUAAUUCUUUAUUAGUCAUUUUUUAUUAGUCACUUUCGAAGAUAAAUACCAGGGGUGCCUGGGUGGUUCAGUUGGUUGAGUGUCCAACUUCGACUCAGGUCAUGAUCUUCACAGUUUGUGAGUUCAAGCCCUGCAUCAGGCUCUGUGCUGACAGCUCAGAGCCUGGAGCCUGCUUCGAAUUCUCUCUCUCUCUCCCUCUCUGCUCCUCCCCCACUCAUGCUCUCUCUGUCUCUCCUUCAAAAAUUAAAUAAUUAAGUAAUUAAUUAAUUAAAAAAAAGAAUAUUGAAGAUAAAUACUGAGUUGGGAUGUAAAUGUAUGAAAUUAAUUUUCUAAACAAAUAUCAGGAACUAAAAUAUUCACAUGUAUCUUGCCCUUCAAUGUUUGCAUCUUGGAAACUAUAUGAUAAUGCCACUUAUGCAGUUAUGCCAAUCAUUUAUGGAAUUCCUCUCUCUUAGAACUUCUCUCAGAUCCAGCUUGCCUGUUAGGCCUCAUAUGGAACUAUGUAGUAUUUUCAGAGACCCUUCAUUCAUUAGAAUACAUUGUUUUUCUAGCCCUUCUCCCUCCUCACUAUCAUCCCAUUAAUUCUGUAUAUGACUUCAGCAAGAAGAAAGCUUGUGCCCCUUCUAUAGGCAUUUCAAGUCUCAGACCCUUAGAAGAUUCAGUAUCUCUAUUUUCAAUGUCUUGUCUUCUAUUUAAUGGUUUCCUUUACAUAGCUACCAUCACCAUGAGCAUAAAAUAGGUAGGAAAUUCUUACAGUUUUUUUUUAACUUUCCUCCUGUAUUUUGACAUCUGAGCCUAUGUAUUCUCUUUAAAUGGAUACUUCAUACUGCCUCCUUUCUACUCCAGUAGUAUUACUAAUAGGUAUUUUUUGGGCACUAUGAAUUAGGUACUAGUGUCUUCAACAACUGGAAUUUAAGGGAUUACACAGGACACCACGAUUCAUACCCAGGGACUCUGAAACAUUAUACUGUACAUAAACUCACAGAUAUUUCAGAGUUUCCAGGCAGAGUUAAAAGUUGAAACAAAUGGGAGCACCUGGGUAGCUCAGUUGGUUAAGAGUCCGAUUCUUGAUUUUGGCUCAGGUCAUGAUCUGGAGUUGUAAGAUUGGGACCCACAUUAGGCUCCAUGCAGAGCCCCCUUAAGAUUCUCUCUCACUCUCCCUUUGCCCCUCUCUGCCACUUGAGCUUGCUCUCUCUCUCAAAAAAAAAAUUAAACAAAUGGAACUACUCUAGUAAUGCUGAAAAUAUGGUUUAAAAUGGUUUGCAAAUUAAAGAAUUGCAAUGUUUACAUGCUUGCUGUUGAGAUUUACUUGAAGCUAUGUAUGCUGAUGGUCACCCAAAUGCUUAGAUACUAUGUUUAUUUCAACUUCAAAAUGUUGUCACAGUUGCACACUUCACAGUCGAAUCUCCCAUAUUUUAGACAUUCUUAGAGUAUAACAGAUCAAAAUGGUAUUAUGCAAGUGUGUGAGUGGGUAUGGUUAGGAUGGGAGGGAGGCACACCAUGGGUUUUUUCUGAAAAGGUGGAGAAAAUCAAAUUUCCAUUUGUUAGCCUAAGUAGAGAUGAAUCACAAGAAAAAAUAAAAAAAGUUAAAUGAUAUUGAAAUGAAAAUAAAAUAUAUCAAAGUAUUGGAAAUGCCACUAAACCAGAGCUUGGAGUAAAAUUUAUAGUGUCAAAUGUUUUACUAGAAAAGAAGAAAUGUGUAAAAUUAAUUAGUCAAGCUUCCUUCUUAUGAAGAUAUGAACAAAUGAAACCCCCAAUACUGUUAAUUUUCCAAAUUAUUUUGGCUCUUGCAUUUCCAUCUCUGUUUUACACUUUUGUGUGUUUUCUAACCCAUUAAAAAUAUAAAAAUACAGUCAAUUUUAUUUCU